Molecule: messenger RNA, 682 nt
Organism: Sipha flava (yellow sugarcane aphid)
Lineage: Eukaryota; Metazoa; Arthropoda; Insecta; Hemiptera; Aphididae
Gene: RpS16
Product: 40S ribosomal protein S16
Exons: 5
Coding region: 143-619 (158 amino acids)
Biological process (GO): translation; maturation of SSU-rRNA from tricistronic rRNA transcript (SSU-rRNA, 5.8S rRNA, LSU-rRNA)
Cellular component (GO): ribosome; cytosolic small ribosomal subunit
Molecular function (GO): RNA binding; structural constituent of ribosome
Source: RefSeq, a predicted model, not a curated record
CUCAAUCGCGUCAUAGUUAACAAACCUCUCUUUCGCGUUCAGGAUUUUUUCUCCAGUUAGUUGUUUAGGUAUAACGAUUCGUUUUGUUCAUUAAAUUAAAAUUUUUCAUUAGGUUUCUAUUAAAUACACCAACACUUAAAAAAUGACUGCUGAGAAAAAAGUUAAAGUUAAGAAACCCAAGGUAAAGAAAACACCAGUCCAAUGUGUACAAGUGUUUGGCCGUAAGAAAACAGCUACAGCCGUAGCUUAUUGCAAAAGUGGUAGUGGCAACAUUAGAGUUAAUGGACGUCCAUUAGACAUGGUUGAACCCAGAGUUCUGCAAUACAAAUUGCAAGAACCUAUUUUAUUGUUGGGAAAAGAUCGUUUCAAUGAAGUUGAUAUGAGAGUUCGUGUUAAUGGUGGUGGACAUGUCGCUCAAAUUUACGCUAUCAGACAAGCAAUUUCUAAAGCUUUAGUUUCUUACUAUCAAAAAUUUGUUGAUGAAGCCAGCAAGAAGGAAAUCAAAGAUAUUUUAAUCCAAUAUGAUAGAACUCUAUUGGUUGCCGAUCCAAGACGUUGUGAACCAAAGAAGUUCGGAGGUCCAGGAGCUCGUGCCAGAUACCAAAAGUCUUACCGUUAACAUUUUUUUUUUUUUUAUAUAUAUUCAUAUAUUGACUUUGAAAAUAUAUGUAAAUUAAAAAAA